CCCGCCCCGCCGGCAGGCCCGGCCCUGCGUGAGGGGGAGGACGGGAGCGGUGGGGAGGGGAGGGCAACGGAGUAGAACGGAGAGCAACGGGUGCCACCAUGUUGUGCGGGGGUACCUCGGAGGCCCGCCCCGCCACCGAGGAGACGCAGAAGAUCGCGGAUGAGGUGAAGCCUCAGCUAGAAGAAAAAGAAGGGAAAACAUUUGAUGUCUUCACUGCAGUGGAGUUUAAAACUCAGGUGGUUGCUGGAACAAACUACUUCAUCAAGGUCCAUGUUGGCAAUGAUGAGUUCAUUCACCUGCGGGUGUUCAGAAGUCUUCCUCAUGAGAAUAAGCCGCUGAGUCUCCACAGUUACCAGAGCAGCAAGACUAAGCACGAUGAACUGGCUUAUUUCUAGCAAGCUUAUGUUGUGCAUUUCCUUAAGGCUUCUUAUGUGCAUUUUCUGUAGGCUGCAAAACGUUGAUUCCUGUGCCAACAGCGGAGAAAAGGAAGUGUCUGUUGUUAACCUUAAUGCUGGAGAAAAACAGUUGCUUUUAUGCCACUCCCUUCCUGUGCAAUAUCUAAAUUUUAGAGUCACGUGGCUCUGCUUUCACCUACGCUAAUGCAAACCCAAGUAGCUGCGCUGGCUUCAGUGCAACUUGACCAGAACACUGUGGCUGAGUCCUGUUUGUGGACUGCCCUGGCCUGGAAACUGAAAGGAGAUUGGCACUCAUGUAUUUGCAGGAAGGACCAAGAGGAAAACCUGAAUCUUUGCUGUGCUGUUUUGCAGCUGUGAGUAUAUCUGUAGAUUUAAAUUGUACUAUGUAUUUUAUUGGCAACGACCUGAGGAGAGACUUGAGCUGAAGCGAUUCUGAAAGCGAGAGAAAGAGGGGAGUGAUGGUCUUUUGAAACAUUCCCAUGUUUAUCCUUUUGCAGCAGUAGGCUAUAACGUCCAGUAGAGGGUGUAUGAGUUUAAAAAAAAAUCAACAGAAAAAACAAAACCAACCAACCAA
Messenger RNA from Phalacrocorax carbo (great cormorant), 990 nucleotides. The record is from RefSeq and is a predicted model, not a curated record. Lineage: Eukaryota; Metazoa; Chordata; Aves; Suliformes; Phalacrocoracidae.